Salarias fasciatus (jewelled blenny) is the source of this 3153-nucleotide messenger RNA. RefSeq names its product NXPE family member 3-like. The transcript is spliced from 7 exons. NCBI's taxonomy places the organism in Eukaryota, Metazoa, Chordata, Actinopteri, Blenniiformes, Blenniidae. The coding region runs from base 189 to 1850 and encodes 553 amino acids. The record is from RefSeq and is a predicted model, not a curated record.
AUCUCUAAGAGGAGGACUUUAAUGACAGAGGGUGGUUGCUGCAGCCCUGCUUCCUGUGUCUGCCUCCAUUCUACAUCUGGCUUGUUUCACCUGAACUUCAAAUUCAAUCAGCACCAUAAACCCUUGGAUUUCAUUGUUUUGUUUUCCACUACGUUCAGCCAAGAUGAACUAGGAAAAUACAAUCCAUCAUGGGCAGAGCUUGGAAAGGAUUUUUGAAGUCUGGCAUCAUCCUUCUGUUCUUGAGUCCGUUUGUCUACAUAUUUUAUCACAUCGACUUUCUGGAGUUUCAGAAAACACCGACGCCUCCAUUCACGAACAUAAGUGUCUCCAGUGAUCCAGGCUCAAAUCAGAACUCCUGCGCUUUCCGAUGGUUGUCUCCCAAAGAGAUCCAUGAGGAAAACAUCCUUUUAGAUUCCAUAGCUUGGCCAAAUACUCCAUCUGUGCCAGCUCCUGUUUCCCUGGAAGGCACCAGCAAUGCAGCCCGCAGCAAAUGUGUCAUUCUCCCAAGGCCAGGAGGUGGAUCGUGGCUCGUGGGGGAUCAGCUGGAGGUCAUGAUCAAGAUGUUUGACUUUAAGGGUCAUCCAAAGAAUCAUGGAGGUGAUUUCUUCCUGACUCGGCUGCACAACCAGGCUCUUCAAGCAGGUGUGGCAGGUCAAGUGGUGGAUCAUCUCAAUGGGACCUACUCUGCUGUGUUCUUCUUACCCUGGGAAGGAAAGUCAGAGGUUGAGGUAACAUUGGUACAUCCCAGUGAAGCAAUCCCAUUCCUGCAAAGUUUUUCUGGUGAAAGGCCUAAUGGAGUGGACUACUACAGCACUUUUCAAUCAGGCUCACUGACAGACACUACCCUGUGCAAUGUAUGCCUGCCUUCAACCCAGCAGCCACAGUGUAACUACACUGAUCUCAAUACAGGAGAACUUUGGUUCUGCUACAAGCCACAGAAUCUGAGCUGUGAUACCAGGAUAAAACACUUCCACAAAAUCCGAAAACCCAUCAAGGCCGAGGAGGACAUACUCUUUAAAACUGGUGUCACCAUGAAUGUUCGCAUUCCAUCUUCAGGACCUGCUCAUGUCACUGUGUUUCCAAAAAAGAAAGGUCAACUUGCAGCAAGGAGCAACAAGGACAUACCCGGACCUGCUGGUUACUAUUACAAAGGUCUGUGGAGUUCACUGAGUGGCACCACAGUUCAACGAUUCAGUAACGCCUCUGCCAUCAGCCAGUGCCUCAAAAAUAAGGUGGUCCUCAUGUAUGGAGACUCUACAGUCAGGCAGUGGUUAGAAUUCCUCUCUGAAGAACUCACAGAUCUCCAGGUAUAUAACCUGCACACCACAUCUCGCUUUGGACCGUUUGUGGCACUGGACCAUGUCAAUAACAUCUAUGUGACAUUUCGCAGCCAUGGCCUUCCAAUUCGUAUUGGCAUUUCACCAGUUACAGAGCUACAUUAUGUUGCCAAUGAACUAAAUGGAAUAGCUGGAGGGAAGAACACAAUAGUAGUUAUUGGUGUCUGGGCACAUCUUACCUCAUUCCCCAUCAAGGUCUAUAUCCGUCGGAUUAUGAGCAUCCGCAAAGCAGUUGUUCGACUGCUAGCCAGAGCUCCAGAUACGAGAAUUAUUAUCCGAACAGCAAACCUGAAACAUUCUCCAACACCCAUUCUAGCACAGCUCAGUGGUGACUGGCCUUCACUGCAACGUGACAAGAUACUCAGGACUAUGUUUAAAGGAAUGAAUGUUUAUUUCGUUGAUGCCUGGGAGAUGACUUUGGCUCACUACCUGCAGCAUGAUCUCCACCCACAACGUCCAAUCAUUAAGAAUAUGAUUGACGUCGUUUUGUCAUAUAUUUGCCCUUCAAAGUAAAGGUGGCCUGUUGUUUUCUCGAGGAAAAGAAUAAUUGUAAUGAGCAGUCUUAUUAAUUGUGAGAAGAUUUUAUUUCCUUAAAUUUUAUCUGUUGUUUGUAGGAUAAAUUUGAGCUGUAACGCUCCCAACAAAUAAAGGCCCGUCAAUUCAGAUCACGGCAGGGGUGGGAGAUUGGAGCUGAUCAAGUCAUCUCCAUGCCAUGUUUUUGCUCUGACCAUGUAUCACACCAGGUGACUCUAAUCAACCCUGCGCCUCAGCUUGUCUGUGGUACAUGGGAUCCCCCACUCCUGUGCUCUUUGUUGAAAUGAUCGUAUUGCAUUGAGAACCAGCUGAUCAAUUCCAUGGUUGAUAUUUUGGUUUGUUCGAAAAAACCAAGUCAAAUGACUGUUCCAGUCAAACAGAGGAGACAAAAGUGCUCUUUCAGAAGCUCAGCGGCACAGGAUUCUGCUGUUUGGACCACCAGGCUCUGGAAAAUCCAGCUUCAUCAACUGUCGACAGCGCUUGAUGAGGAAAAAUUUAAACUCAAGCUUCAGCAGCCGCCAAUUAUGCUGACAGCGAUUCACUAAGGAAGUGUGGAGAACUUAUAACUUGGAUACUGUUCAUUAUUUACAUAAAGAUACAGAUCAAAACUUAUUCAGGACUUCCUCCAGUAUUUUCUUCAACUUAUAGACAGUACAGCUACUUUUUACUGCAACCAAUUAAUAACAGAGUGUCAAACAGACAAAGUGAUCAGCUGAAAUACUACCUACUGCUAAAAGGAAAUGCUAACAUUGUCAACAUUGUCAUCACUUUUUUUUAACUUGCAAUACAGAUUUUAUAAAAUCCAGAAAGCAAAUGCUGGAUUUUUUUUUUUAAUCCUCUUGUCUUCAACAACACCAUGGGUAUUGAGAAGGGCUCUGGGAGAGGAGUUGAUGUGUUGAACUUUGGUCAGCCGUUAUGGCAGCAGACAAGCCAUUGUUGGCGAAUGUGUGGUGGUUUAUUACUUUUAUCUAGUGCUGGUGAGAUUGUUGGCUUGGAAUAAAACCAUUCACUCACUCAAGCUCUUCAUUCCAUGUGGUACAUCAGACACAAAUGUUUCACCACCCAUCCCUGUACUGAACUUUGGCUUGUGAUCCGUCCCAUGACAGGCUCUUUUCUAUCCCUUGGAAACUUUGGGUAUCCUGUCAUGUAUAAGGGUCUUCAGUUACUGGCAGAUUCAACCGGACCAAACAGUUACAGGGGAGACGAGGACAGAUGGCAGAACAGCAGAAACUGGCUCUCCAGGUUGGGAGAUUGGACAUGAGGCCAUGUUGGAGCAAGGAAU